Molecule: messenger RNA, 933 nt
Organism: Cotesia congregata
Lineage: Eukaryota; Metazoa; Arthropoda; Insecta; Hymenoptera; Braconidae
Source: the annotation of a GenBank genome assembly
UAUAAACAUGAUCUAUUCACGAUCGUACGUGAUUUUUUAACCUUAUGGAGUUAUAAUCAAACCAAGCCAAACCUACUAAGUAAAAUUGACAGACUAAUUAAAUCAUCAAAACACGUGCGUUAUUAUUACAUGUCUACAAUUAUAAUAAUUGGUGCAGCUUUUGUAUUGAAGCCUUUAAUCAUAAUUUUUACUUACUGGAUGAAUUCAUCGGGACAAUCAAACAGUACAUUUGAUUUUUCAGUAGUUGUUACUCCACUAACAUAUCCUUUCUCGUAUGAAACGGUCAGUCGAUAUACAUUAUUGUUAGUGUAUGAACAAGUUAUAAUUUAUUUGGUUGUUUGUUAUGCGAUAUGUGAUGCUCUCUACAUUCAACUGAUGACACAUAUCUCAAUUAAUUUUUUGGUUUUGGCUGAUGAUUUUAAUAAUGUGAACCAAUGUAUUGAUACUGAUGACAAUGACCACAAUAAAAUCCAACAUUUAGCGAAACUGAUCGAUAAACAUCGCCAUUUGUUAGUAAUUUGUGAAAAAGUUGAGUAUUUCUAUAGUCCUAUUGCAUUUUUUACGAUAGUAAUGAACGGACUGGAUCUAUGUUUGUGUGUCAUUGUUGUAGAUAAGGGAAUAUCAAAAGGGAAUUGGCCUAUAGUGAUAAAAAGUUUCGUCCAUGCAGUCGCACUUUUUGUACAAAUAAUAAUGUAUUGUAAUUUCUCACACACGGCGACAGAAAUGGCUGCAAGUAUUAGACAGUCUAUUUAUAAUUCUGAGUGGAUCAAUAGUAGUAAGAAACUCAAAAAAAUGCUUAUGAUGAUAAUGAUGCGUGCAAGCAAAGAACAUAAUUUUACAGCGUACGGUAUUCUUGUUCUAAAUCGUGAGCAGAUGGCCAAGGUCAUACAAACGACAAUGAGUUACUUCACGCUUUUGAGGAGUUUCACAUAA